Molecule: messenger RNA, 1129 nt
Organism: Myodes glareolus (Bank vole)
Lineage: Eukaryota; Metazoa; Chordata; Mammalia; Rodentia; Cricetidae
Source: RefSeq, a predicted model, not a curated record
CAUGUUGAGUGGCUUUUUGAAACCCUGCACUUAUUUCUAGCAGUCAUUUGAAGGAAGAGCAAACCAGACAGACCUCAUUGGUUCCUCCCCGUUGAGCAGAAGGCCACCUUUGCUGCUUACUGAACAGCAGAUUGAAACAAGGAAGGGAAAAGGGUUUGGCAAAAGUCCAGUUUCUGAAGGCCAGCUGACAAAGCAUUUCCAGAAACCAUUCCCACAGCCACUAUGACUGAGUGGCAUCAGGGUAUAAAGGGACGAGCCAAAGGGGCUCAGACCACACGGCACAGAGCCUUUUUGAAGACUUGCCAUCUCCCUGUGACUUCCAAGCCCCAGGCUUGUGCCCCCAACCCUCAGGAGCGAUGUUGAUGCUGCUGAUCUUGGCCCUCCUUGCUGGCCCCACCUGCAGAGCCCAGAACAUACUGGGCAGAAAAGUUGGCACCUAUUUCUACGUUCAUGGUGAAGAUCAGGGUGAAAUCAAGGUCAUCCGGGGCUUCUUAACAAUAACAAAGUGCAUCAAGGGCAUCCAGCUGCAGUUCGGCAGUCGCUGGAGUGAUGUCUACGGCAGCCACUCAGAGGAUUAUAAAGACUUUCGGCUGAAGGAUGGAGAGCACGUGACAAAGGUGCACGGCAAAGUGGCAGGGUGCCUGUGCUCCCUGACCUUCACUACCAACCAGGGGACCAAGUUUACCUUCGGCUUUAACAAAGGCAAACCAUUUGAUGACAAUGGAGGUCCAGACAAGCAUCUAGUGACUGUCAAUGGCAUGUAUACACCAUUUAUCUGCAUCCGGGGGAUGGGCUUCAAAUGGACACAGGGCCCCCAGGUUGUGGGCUCCACGCAACUUCCAGGAAACCCAAAGACCAACCUUGACACUUCCAAAAAGAAGAAAGCUGGCAAAGAUAAGGACAAAGACGAUGAUGAUGAUGAUGAUGAUGAUGAUGAUGAUGAUGAUGACAGCGAUGGUAAGAACAGUGAGGACGAGGAGGAGGAGGAUGAGGAGGAGGAGGAAGAUGAGCAGGAGGAGUAGGGUACUCAGAGCUCAGUCCUGCAUCCUCACAUUGCGCCUCCUCCCAGCCAAGCUCACCCACCUGGAGGGACCGGUACACCAGGUGACCCUGGGCAGGAGGAAGCAAA